AUGCCUGCCAAGGUGCUGGCCGCGGACGAUUGGUUCGAGGUGUCCCUCGUCAAGCAAACCACUUCAACGAUCACCUUCCGGUGGACGUUCCGCAACCCGCUCGAUGUGCUUUACGACCUGUUCAAGAUCGAGAAGUGCUACAGCGUGAAGCGCGACCGAUGGCAAACGGUGCACUGGGGCACGGCGGCCACCUUGACGGUGCGUAACCUGGAGCAGAACCUGUGCUACUCGUUCCGGGCCAGCGUCCUCCAUCAGCCGACGGAUGGGGCCUUUCAGUACGUCUACCAGUCGCCCAUCUUCAAGGCCUGCACCUGCACCCUGCCGAACGUGGGAACGAUGGGUAUCUACAGGGCGGUGAAGAAGUGUCAACCAACUCUCGUCCGACGGUUGCUGUACGCGGCCCCCGAGCUCGUUAACGUCCCGGUACACGGUGAAACCUUCCUCUACCUGGCAGUCCGCAGUGGCAGUUUGGAGCUGGUAAAUGCUCUGCUCGAUUCCGGCGCGAACAUCGAUCUCGGCGUGCCGGACACGAACGUCACGCCACUGCACCUGGCAGUGUACGGGCGCAACCUGACGAUCCUGCGACACCUCAUCGAGCGGGGCGCCAAUCUGCAUGCCCAGAACUGCGUCGGAAUGGGCAUCGGCCACUACGCUAUCGACACGGACGAUCUGGCGAUGGUAAAGUACGUACUCGGGCAGGGCAUUAGUCUGGAGACGCGCGAUCGGUGGUGCCACUGGACGCUGAUCUUUCGGGCGCUGUAUAUGGGCGCAUCGGUGGAUAUCGUGCGUCACCUGCUGGAGCGCAAGUGCCGGUUGAAGGUGAAGGAUCGGUUGCGGCUCACGCCGCUCUACUACGCUAACAUGCUGGGCCAGGAGGAGAUCAUUCGAUUGCUGCGCCGUCGGUUGAAGAUUUAACGGAGAACAAGGCCAGCUUUCAAAGACAUUCGCAGACUGAUGAGUAACGUACUCCGCAAUUAUAUAAGCCAAGAACUGAAGACGAUUCAUCGCUUUUCAACAAUCCGCUGGAAAGUUUGAUGUUCGGCACUACCAGAUACCCGAGGGCAUUAACAAAAAGUACUUUUUUCAAUAUUGAAACUAUUCGAGAGACUGAUUGAGUCCCAUAUUCUGUCUGUUGCUAACGCGAUGGAUUGAAGCUAGGAUCACUACUAGGGUCCCUACUAGGGUGUGGUUGUAGUUAUAUAGUUUAGUUUAAUACCAAAAGCCAGUUCCAACGACCCAAAUGAAAUGCCGCUGACGAAUUCUUGAACAAACUAAUAAAGUGAUGAAGGAAUAAAAGUUCCAUUGGGGGGCCCUAGAUAGAGUAGAAGAUGAUGCUUUCGUACUUCCGGUCAAUGGAACGUUCGAAGAAGAAAUGUGUUUGAAAGAUGGAUCGUGUAAUUUAUUACAUGACCAUUACCUUUCGUUUAAACUAUAGCCUUCACAGACCUUUUCUGAACCCCAGGUGGAACCCAACACGAUGGACGACUUGUAUGUGAAGGAUAUCCAUCUUUAUUUACAAUUCACAAGAUAUUUCGAGUCUACACUCGAGCACGCAGAAACAUACUCGAAGCUAAGCGCGUCCGAUAGACUCCGUUUUUGCGUCAGGCCUAACCUACGAACGGUCCUAUAACCUCCCAGAAUGGAUUUCACUGUCAAUCGAUGUUUUGCCUGUGUUUGUGUGCAUCUGUGUGGGUUGUUUUAAAUAAAAUUA
Anopheles bellator is the source of this 1711-nucleotide messenger RNA. Its product is annotated as putative ankyrin repeat protein RF_0381. NCBI's taxonomy places the organism in Eukaryota, Metazoa, Arthropoda, Insecta, Diptera, Culicidae. Gene Ontology annotation, molecular function: protein binding. The record is from RefSeq and is a predicted model, not a curated record.